GUUUCUACCAGUUUAUAAUUUUUUUGUAAAAACUCGUGGCAAAGCUGUCGCUUGGCUCCAUUUAUUCUUCGAUAUUUAUCUUUUUUAUCAUAUCGCAUUAUCCAUCAGCAAGCAUCCUGAGCGGCAUCAACCUCCCAGCCAUUCUCUAAUUCAUCUCUCACACACAUCUCCUGUCCCCUAAGCCAUGACGGGGAUUAUUCACAAGCUUUGGCGCGAAGACUCCGCCGAAACCGAUACAAACAACGGCAGCUGGGACGGCGCUGAGAAGGAUGGACAGGGCAUCGGCGCACCUCCGUCAACUGGGCCGAGGAAAAACAUCGGCAUCUUCUCUGCCACCGCGAUGGCUUCGAUUCUGCGCCUGGUAGGCACGCCUAGCAUGGCCCUCAUUCUGUGGGGUCUCGGUGGCAUCAUCUCAUAUGGUGGCGCAACCGCUUUCAUUGAACUUGGGCUAAUGUACCGUAAGAACGGUGGCACUAUGCGGUUCCUUGGCGCAUGCUACUGGCUAUAUGCUGCUGGCGAGGAUCACAACACUGGCUGGAACGCGCGCGGUGUCGGCUGGGGAUGCAUCACCUUCGUAGUCAAGAUCAUUGUUCUUCUCAUCAUCGUCAUCACUGGUAUCGUCGCUGCUGCUGGAGGCAUCGAUAUCGAAAAGAACGACAACUGGUCCCGCGGGUUCCGUGGAACGAAUAAUGAUGCCCACGGGUAUGCAUCAGCCUUGACCAAGGUGUUCUGGGCCUACGACGGGUUCUCUAAUCUGGUGUAUUCGCUCGGCGAGCUGCGCAAGCCCGAGCGCAACCUGCCGUGGUCCAUUGGUGGCGCUGUUGGAGUCGUCUCGUUCCUGUAUAUCAUGGCUAACGUAGCCUUCUUCUUUGUUGUCCCCAUCGAUGUCGCUAUUCACUCGGACGAGAUUCUUGCUGCCGAGUUCUCGUACCGUGUAUUUGGUAGCACAUUCGGAAAGACUGUCUUGCCGGUCUUCAUUGGGCUGUCAGUGCUCGGUGCCAUCUGCGCACAGACAUACGGCGUGUUCGGGUUCAUUCCAUAUGGCCGCAAGAUCUGCGGCAACAACAAGCGCACAGGCACUCCGAUCGCAUCGCUGGUUAUCAUGUAUGUGCUGACGAUGAUCUACCUUCUGGCUCCGCCACCUGGCAAGGUGUUUGACCUUCUGGUCGACUUUGUCCAGUGGAGCACAUGGCUGUUCUACGGCCUUACUGCUGUGGGUGCGAUCAUCCUGCGGUUCAGGAUACCGCACCAUCCUCUGCGCACAUUCAAGUCGUUCCAUCCGCUCAACGGUCUGUUCAUUCUGUUCUGUGCCUUCAUCACGGUCAUGCCGUUUGUGCCGCCUGAAGGUGGAGACAGCGGAGACCCGUACCCGUACUAUCUGUCACCGCUACUGGGUGCUCUCACCACACUGGCUGGAGUUGUCCCUUGGUACUUUAGGAUGUUCUGGUGGGCUGACAAGACCGAGCAGGAUUACACGCAGUGGGUCAACGACGAAGAGGAAGCGGAGAAGCCGGUGCCAGGCGCGGAGCAGAUAACCCAUGUAUGAGCAAUAGAUAUUGAAU
Messenger RNA from Linderina pennispora, 1562 nucleotides. RefSeq lists its product as uncharacterized. Lineage: Eukaryota; Fungi; Kickxellomycota; Kickxellomycetes; Kickxellales; Kickxellaceae. Gene Ontology annotation, molecular function: L-amino acid transmembrane transporter activity. The transcript has 5 exons. The coding region runs from base 185 to 1546 and encodes 453 amino acids. Gene Ontology annotation, biological process: amino acid transmembrane transport. The record is from RefSeq and is a predicted model, not a curated record. Gene Ontology annotation, cellular component: membrane.